AUGCCCAACGAUAUGACGACCGAAAUAGCCAACCAUAUGACCAGCCAAAUGGGGGACGACUCGGGGCUGAGCUUCAAAAUCGUGGACGAGGAUAGCGUGCAAAGGUUCAUCAAAAGUGCAGCCUACAACGAGCUGAUCGAUUUCAUUACGCAACUAAACACUUCCGUCGUGGCGGUGGAGAUGCAUCCCCUGGAUCAAUUCUACACACGGGAGGACAGCGUCGAAGGAGUAGGCACACCCACUGACAAAGUCGAAAACAUCCUGCUCAUUUCACGCAACGUACAGAAUGUAUUCACUCUCGUAAAGAGCAUGAACAAUUAUAUAGAUCUGUGUCCCCCCAUAAAGCAGCCGACUCGAUUUGGCAACAAAGGCUUCCAAAUUUUCUGUGAUGAGUAUUACAAAGAGGUUGACGAAAAGUUACCAAAGGUUUUAGCCGAAUCGGGAUUACAGAACUUAUCGGAACAUACCUUUCAGUUGGGUCACUAUUUAAAAAACUCAGUAGGGAAUAGGAAGCGGAUUGACUAUGGCACAGGGCAUGAGCUGAAUUUUCUGCUUUUCCUCUUUUGCCUUAACAAACUGCAGUUUUUUGGCCCUCCCGACCACAAACACCUCGUCCUUGUUCUCUACCGGCAGUACCUCGAAUGCGUCAGAAGAAUCCAAAUCACCUACACCGUGGAGCCUGCAGGGAGCAGAGGCGCCUGGGGGCUGGACGACUUCCAGUUUUUAGUCUUUCUAUUCGGCGCAGCGCAGUUAUCCUACAACACGAAGAUAAAGACGGACGAUAUCGAAAAGAAGGAACUUCUGGAGCUGUGGGCACCCAAGUACCUUUAUUUUGACGCGUUGAAAUACAUUUCGAUGAUGAAGCACGCCCCCUUUCACGAAUCCUCCCAAAUGUUGUACGACAUUUCCGGUGUGGAGACAUGGGAGAAAAUCUGCUCAGGACUGCUGAAGAUGUAUCAAGCAGAGAUCAUCCAGAAGCGCCAAAUCCUGCAGCACAUUUUGUUCGGCAAACUGAUUGACUUUUGA
Plasmodium inui San Antonio 1 is the source of this 1026-nucleotide messenger RNA. RefSeq lists its product as hypothetical. The transcript is spliced from 5 exons. Bases 1 to 1026 code for a protein of 341 amino acids. Lineage: Eukaryota; Apicomplexa; Aconoidasida; Haemosporida; Plasmodiidae. Gene Ontology annotation, molecular function: peptidyl-prolyl cis-trans isomerase activity; protein tyrosine phosphatase activator activity. Gene Ontology annotation, cellular component: cytoplasm; nucleus; protein phosphatase type 2A complex. Gene Ontology annotation, biological process: mitotic spindle organization. The record is from RefSeq and is a predicted model, not a curated record.